AUGCAGGCCAUUUAUACUGAUCCCAAACUCAUUCGAUAUCAACGCUGGCGACAAGUUUGGCCAACGCCAAUUGUUGCUAUAAUAGCAACCGCUCAAUUGAUAUUAACAUUUCUUAUCAUUGGCUUCGAAACAUGGAGUAUGGUAUUGAACGUUAAGUAUUCAUUCUUUUUCAUUGGUGAUAUAACUUCGUUUUUCUUUACGAUCACUUGGAUAUCGACAUUCACUGUUGUUUGUUGCAAUCGUGGAUCUCAAGGUUGUGCCAUGCAUGCGUUAGUUGAAAACAUUCUUUCGAUCAUUGCCUCAUGUAUUCUUCUUGGCUACGAUGCGAAAUUCAUUAAUCAACCGUAUACAUGUCUUUGGCCAGCUUAUGCAUGCCACGAUGGAAUAUGGGCUGGCAUUUCGGAAACUUUAUGGAACUCUCUUGGUACAGAUACUAUGAAAGCAAAACUUGUUGCACUUAAACUACAACUAGCGUGUGCGGUUUUAAUGUUAUUUGUCUCUCUACUGUUCGUGGCCAUUUAUAUUUAUACAACUUUGAAAGUUCGCAAAGAAGCGGUGAUGGUUCAACCACAGGCAACUAUUCAGCUUGUUUCGCCACCGCCGAUUUCAGUACAAACAACAACAUUGCCACCUAUUUAA
Messenger RNA from Adineta ricciae, 639 nucleotides. The record is from the annotation of a GenBank genome assembly. NCBI's taxonomy places the organism in Eukaryota, Metazoa, Rotifera, Eurotatoria, Adinetida, Adinetidae.